UUGGCCGUGCCGGGGAGGCUGCCGCGGCCGCUCGUCAUGGCCGCCCUGCAGUUCGGGGCCGGGAGCGCCGCUGACGAGGUUACGGCGGGGGCUGGAGCCGGGGCGCCGCCGGCCUUGGCAUUGCCCGGAGGGAGCAGCCUCGGGACGGCGGAUUCAUUUCCCAAGGAUUUCGGCUACGGGGCCGAGGAAGAAGAAGACGACGACGACGACAGGGGCGACGGGGACGACGACGACGACGGGGUCGAGCUGGGCGGCGGCGGGGUCGGUGGCCCUGGCGGCGGCGGCUGUGGACUGGGCUCGGGCGGCGGCGGCGGCGGCGGCGGCGACUCCUCCAAGCAGCCCCGUAUCCUGCUCAUGGGCCUGAGGCGAAGCGGGAAGUCCUCCAUCCAGAAGGUGGUGUUUCACAAAAUGUCUCCUAAUGAAACCUUGUUUUUGGAGAGUACCAACAAAAUCUAUAAGGAUGACAUUUCUAACAGCUCCUUUGUGAACUUCCAAAUAUGGGAUUUUCCUGGACAAAUGGAUUUCUUUGAUCCCACAUUUGAUUAUGAGAUGAUCUUUAGAGGAACUGGAGCCCUCAUCUAUGUUAUUGAUGCACAGGAUGACUACAUGGAAGCUUUAACCAGGCUCCACAUUACAGUCUCUAAAGCUUACAAAAUCAAUCCAGAAAUGAACUUUGAAGUUUUUAUUCAUAAAGUUGAUGGCUUGUCAGAUGACCAUAAAAUAGAAACUCAAAGGGAUAUUCAUCAAAGAGCCAAUGAUGACCUUGGUGAUGCUGGCCUAGAAAAACUUCAUCUUAGUUUUUAUUUGACCAGCAUCUAUGAUCAUUCAAUAUUUGAAGCCUUCAGUAAGGUGGUGCAGAAACUCAUCCCACAGUUGCCAACAUUGGAAAACCUGCUAAAUAUCUUUAUAUCGAAUUCAGGAAUUGAGAAAGCUUUUCUCUUCGAUGUUGUUAGCAAGAUCUAUAUUGCAACAGAUAGUUCCCCUGUUGACAUGCAGUCCUAUGAGCUAUGUUGCGACAUGAUCGAUGUAGUCAUUGAUGUUUCCUGUAUAUAUGGGCUAAAGGAAGAUGGGAGUGGAAGUGCUUAUGAUAAGGAGUCUAUGGCAAUUAUCAAACUCAAUAAUACAACUGUUCUGUAUUUAAAAGAAGUGACAAAGUUUCUGGCCUUGGUGUGUAUCCUUAGAGAAGAAAGCUUUGAACGCAAAGGUUUAAUAGAUUACAAUUUCCACUGCUUCCGCAAGGCCAUCCACGAGGUCUUUGAAGUGGGCUUUUCCUCCCACCGAUCCUGCGGCCAUCAAGCAAACAUCCCUGGCCUAAAAACAGUGACUCAUAACGGCACUCCUAGAAAUGCAGUCUAGGGGAACCAAAUCUGGAUGACCAACUGUUUGCCUGCCCCAUGUCUCUGUGUUGGAAUGGGUAGCACAGAGAACUGUGUGCAUCCUGCAAGAGGAGAGACUUCGUCUUGUGGAGGCAAUUCAUAGCUGGUGUGGGACGAGUGAAAUGGCUGUUAAGAACUUGGUGACUGAGAGUAGUGGCUUCAGUCUUCUUAUUCAGACAUCUCUCUUCAUAUAAAACAGGGUAUAGGUUAUUUGGAAGUAAGCUGCAUUGACACUUGCUUAGCAUUGUUUUCAAACCUCACCAGUUUCAAAGACAGCGACUUUCUGCAGAGGUUCAGAAACUCAAACAUUACAGCUUGUAACUUAGUUUAGUACAAUCUCAAACAUUCCACGUGAUCCUUUUGUGGUAACAUCUGAAAAAUAAUCCCAUAUUUUGUAACAUCCCCCCAACAUAUCCAUCGAGUUUUCCUUUCCUUUGUUUUUGAAUCUUAAUUGGUAACUUUACCUUUGUUGUUCAGAAUUCAUUUAGCGCAAUGCUUGUCCUGUAUUCUCAAGCUUGUUGACAAGCCAAUUAACAAGUUGCUGGCAACAGUUUCUGUACUUGUCCUUGAAGCUGCUUUUUAUAGAAAUGAUUCAAAUUUUGCCCAGCCAUGGCUAUUUCCUUGGUAGAGGGUUGUAUUUUCUUUCUUUCUUUCUUUCUUUCUUUCUUUCUUUCUUUCUUUCCAUGUUUCAUUUUUGAAAUCAUGUGACUGCAUAAAGAGGUGUGUUUGCUUGUUUUUUGUAAAAUGUGGUGUGCAAAUUUGGCAAAGACCGUGCGUCCUGAAUUUCCAUUGCUAGAUUUUACAAUAGCUCACCGCUAGGCAGGGAAGCUCCUUCGCCUCAAGGUUAGCAAGAUACAAAAGCUUCCCUGCACUUGUACAUUUUCAAUAGGAUGAAAGCUUGUAUCUCCUGUGGGAACCUUCCUUUGUGGGCUUGUGAUCAUGGUUUUUAGAGUUGUUAGUUGCUUUUCCAGUUGGGAGACAAAACUUCUGUGUUUCAAAGCCUCAGGUCCUGUUAAGUUAUCCAAAUGCCAGUGAGAAUGUGCUGAAUGUUUAACCCGUUUGCUAGUGCUUUGUGCAGCUGAAUGUUCUUACAGAGUGUAUUGUUGAGAGGGGGAGGGGGCUUUCAUGGGAUUCAUUUCUCACUAAGCUGCAUUAAUAAAAAUGCAUCGAUCGCAGCAAA
Elgaria multicarinata webbii is the source of this 2556-nucleotide messenger RNA. RefSeq names its product Ras related GTP binding C (gene RRAGC). The record is from RefSeq and is a predicted model, not a curated record. Gene Ontology annotation, biological process: cellular response to starvation; negative regulation of autophagy. The coding region runs from base 37 to 1356 and encodes 439 amino acids. The transcript is spliced from 7 exons. Gene Ontology annotation, cellular component: Gtr1-Gtr2 GTPase complex; nucleus; lysosome. NCBI's taxonomy places the organism in Eukaryota, Metazoa, Chordata, Lepidosauria, Squamata, Anguidae. Gene Ontology annotation, molecular function: GTPase activity; GTP binding.